Messenger RNA from Musca vetustissima, 889 nucleotides. Its product is annotated as carbohydrate sulfotransferase 11-like. The transcript has 6 exons. Bases 1 to 843 code for a protein of 280 amino acids. Gene Ontology annotation, molecular function: sulfotransferase activity. Lineage: Eukaryota; Metazoa; Arthropoda; Insecta; Diptera; Muscidae. Gene Ontology annotation, biological process: carbohydrate biosynthetic process. Gene Ontology annotation, cellular component: membrane. The record is from RefSeq and is a predicted model, not a curated record.
AUGCAGGAGUUGGAAGCUACACACUUCGGUAAUGAUUCCUGGCAUAAACCCAAUCCAUGGGAAUUUUUGGUCAAUAAAAAACAUCAUAUAAUAUGGUGUAACGUUUUCAAAGCUGCCUCCUCCUCAUGGAUGUAUAAUUUUAAUGUACUGGCCGGAUAUUCGCCAGAAUUUUUGCGCAAAACCAAAGAGAUAUUUUUGCACUUAGCACGUGAACGUUACCCACGGGUUACUUUAGAUGAGCUACACGAGGCCCAAAACAAUUCAGUGACCUUUUUAAUAGCUCGCCAUCCUUUUGAGAGGCUAUUGAGUGCUUAUCGCGAUAAAUUCGUGUAUGCCAUACCACAUUCACUGCACGAUAAGUUCGGUCGUAAAAUAGUACGAACAUACAGGAAAAAGAGUCUACAAUUAAAGCCACCGAAAUAUCCAACAUUCCAAGAAUUCGUACGCUGGCUAUUGGAUCAAAUCAAGCAUGACAAUUAUCUGGACAUGCAUUUUGUUUCGUAUACUCGAUUUUGUACACCGUGCCUCAUACAUUUCGAUGUCAUAUUGAAAUUUGAAACCCUGGAAGAGGAUCAAUUAUAUUUGAUCGAAAAGACUGGUCUGAAACAAAUAAUAGCGCCCGAAUGGCAAAAUCCCGGAAAGGGGAAGAAUACAUUGGACUUAUUGCAACAAUUCUAUUCGAAAUUAACGAGAACAGAGAUCGAUGGACUGUAUGAUUAUUAUAGAUACGAUUUUGAACUCUUCAAUUAUAGUGCGACAUCAUAUUUUAAUAUAGCCCGCUCGAAUGAGGAAGAUACUCCGGAACAGUCCGUGUUAUUAUUGGGAAAACCUUCUGCGCCUUGAAAAAUAUAAAGAGACGUUGCAUUAGCUAUUUCCUCGCAUCACAAAU